Aspergillus clavatus NRRL 1 is the source of this 2748-nucleotide messenger RNA. Its product is annotated as WD40 repeat domain-containing protein. The record is from RefSeq and is a predicted model, not a curated record. The transcript has 5 exons. Lineage: Eukaryota; Fungi; Ascomycota; Eurotiomycetes; Eurotiales; Aspergillaceae. Gene Ontology annotation, molecular function: protein binding. The coding region runs from base 1 to 2748 and encodes 915 amino acids.
AUGGCGGAGGGUUCGCAGGAGACGAACGACCGAAGGGUUCCCGGAGCGUCGCGGGCCUCAACAGCCCCCGCGUUACCCAUGAUUAUCACCAGUAACGCGACAGGUCCCCAGGAUGCUCAUCCCAGUGGUAACAGCCACCACGACAACGACCACGACAGCAAAAUAAAUGAUAAUCAUAAUAAUAAUAGUCCCCGUAUCACCAAGCCGGGGCUUCUUAGAACCUCACAAACGUUCCCUAUCGGCUCUAUCGCAUCCGAUAAUGCAUCAAGCUCGAGUGUAAAUCAGCAGGAUACGAAGAGGAAUCCCCGGUCCUCGUUCCAAGCAAGUUCCUAUGGCAGAAACUCGACAUCAUCGCCGACGGUCUUUGAACCCAGCGCGGAUUCCAGCGCAAUCGAUCCGCUGUCGCAACACAUCAUCAAGCGCACCAACACCGAGCGAUCAAUUCCACUGAGGCUGCUUGGGAGGGCGUCGUACGAAGUGGAGGCUGGCGGAGCGCAUGACUAUUAUGCGUCGGAACAGGGCUCAAUCCGAGGCGAUACGAGCUUACGCCAGAAACUACCCAAAGAGAAAAGAAAGGGUGUCUCGUUUCUCAGUCGAUUCAUAGGAGGCAAGAAGAAAGAUCAGCUGUCUGAUGCAGAAGACGAUGUCUCGGAACCGGACACUUUCCGCAUGGACGCCAACACCGCACCGCAACCGAUAGGCUUCCUACCUCGAUUCCCUCCUCCGCCAAAGUACAUCAGGGUGAAGGCAUACUACAAAAAGGAUAAAACUUUCGAUAGGGUGUUCCUCGCGCAGGAGUUGGACGACGCGGGGCCGUCAUCCGACCGAUCAGUGAAAGAUGCAGCUGGCUCGACGACUGGUCUUCCGGGCAGCAGUAAUGCUGGAAAAGCCAUUUGGGCGCUAUCCUUCUCGAAAGAUGGCAAGUAUAUGGCAGCCGCAGGUCAGGACAAAAAAGUGCGCGUUUGGGCUGUCAUCGCUUCCCCAGAAGAUCGCCAGAGGGAAGGACUUGGGGGGAUCGAAAAUGGCCACAAUGAGGAUGAGACUCCCCAGCUGAGAGCGCCUGUCUUCAAGGCAAAGCCAGUGCAGGUAUACGAGGGCCACAUCGGCAGCGUACUAGACCUAAGCUGGAGUAAGCACAGCGACUUUGUCACAUCCAUCCAAUUCCACCCCCGGGACGACCGAUUCUUCCUCGCUGGAUCCCUCGACACCAAGCUUCGCCUUUGGAGUAUCCCGGAUAAGAAUGUGGCAUUUGUUGCAACUGUUCCGGAUAUGAUCACAUCGGUCGCCUUCACGCCAGACGGCCGCCACUCAAUCGCCGGCUGCCUUAAUGGCAUGUGCAACAUUUACGAGACAGAUGGAUUCAGGCCAGUUGGGCAGAUCCAUGUGCGGUCAGCGCGUGGUCGCAACGCAAAAGGCAGCAAAAUCACGGGCAUUGAUACUAUUACUCUACCUCCCAGUGACCCAAACGGUGAGGUGAAACUGCUGAUCACAAGCAACGAUUCCCGGAUUCGACUCUACAACUUCCGUGAUCGGACAUUGGAGGCCAAAUUCCGCGGUAACGAGAACACAUGCAGUCAAAUUCGCGCCUCGUUCAGUGACGAUGGAAAAUACAUUAUCUGCGGGAGUGAGGACCGCAAAACAUAUGUAUGGUCAUUAAGCUCAAUGGAGAAGGAUUCAGACAAACGUGCGGUGGAGGUCUUUGAGACUGGAUCCUCCAUGGUGACUGCAGCUGUGAUGGCUCCGUCGUUGUCAAAGCAAACCCUGGGCUUCUCCGACGAUCCAGUUUACGACAUCUGCAACCCACCGCCAGUGACUCUGGUGAGCACCGCAGAAAAACAGAAUGGCCAGCGAGGUCCCAACCCCGUAGCUAGCAAGCUGGCGCUGGAAUCACCGUCAUAUCUCGCGCGCUCGACACACCCGGUUGGAAACAUCAUCAUUGUGGCCGACUAUUCAGGCAAAAUCAGAGUUCUGCGGCAAGACUGUGCAUUUCACAAACGCCGCUAUGAGAAUUGGGACACGCACUCCACCAUAUCCAGAAAACUGCUGCGCCGGUCCAACUCGGCGCGUCACAGUAUUGCGUCGUCGAUUGGAAAGGAGUCAUCGCACAAGACACCUUCUGAGCGGAUCAUCUCCUGGCGCAACUCGGUCAUCGGCCACGGAGCGGGCAAACGGGAGGGCUCCCGUCAUGGGACGACGACCCGAAGUUCAUCCCCCAGCAAGUCCAUCCCCGAUAUCUCGCGUUAUUCGAGUCCAGUAUGCCAAUUUUCGGGCGGAGCGCCUGCCGAUUCUCUCUCUCUCACUGUGUCCCCUCCGCCCUCAGCGUCCAAAUCUUCUUUUGAUAGUCGAAGAUCAAGCGGGGAUGCCUCGAAGCGCAAUGGAUACGCAGAGGAUGUCGGGAUGGUGCCGUCGUCUAGAAUGUUAAUUGCUAGAGGCAAGGAGAAGGACAAUCCAUUGUGGCUGCAAGGCGAACAAAGCUAUGCAUUCUGGAACAAGAUCACGCAGGAUGCGCUAGCUGCGCGACGGAAGAAAUCUCCUCGGCCUCAGGAUUCGAACCGACUCUCAGUGCCUGGGCGCAAUGUCAGCAUCAGCAGCGCUCUGAGCAGCGACUAUGGCUCUUCCAACGGAGACAGAGACGAAGGAGAUGUGCUCCGAUGCGAUAGCUGCCGGGGGACGAAUUUCCAAGCCAUGAAAUCGAGAACCGGCAAGCAGAAACUGAUCUGCGUGCGGUGCCAUCGACCUAUCAAUUAA